Molecule: messenger RNA, 678 nt
Organism: Caenorhabditis bovis
Lineage: Eukaryota; Metazoa; Nematoda; Chromadorea; Rhabditida; Rhabditidae
Source: the annotation of a GenBank genome assembly
AUGAUGGCUUAUACGAGUGAGUAUCUUUGUAAAGUAGAUAUAUGUAUUAGAGAUUUUUACGAUUCAACGGCUAGCGAUAAAUUUGAAAAUAUGUGGCGCAAAAUCCCGCACAACGUGAAUUGGUGUUCGACGAACGCGCAAAUGAGCAUUAUCAAGUUCAGCACGAGACACGAGUUGACGAUAUACAAUGUGAGAAAUAUGCUCGAGAGCCGCAAAUCGACAUUAUGCAAUUAUGUGAUCGUCGAGUUUGACGGCGACGAGUCGAUCAAAUCGCUGAAUCUUGAGAGAUAUCUCGAGAAUUGCAACGUUCAAUACCUUCGAUUUUCGUACACCGAAUCGGGCGGUUUGGCGAAUCGCCUGAAGAACAUCAAGCCGAUCAUCGAUUAUUUGGUGGUCGGACCAUCGAAUACCUCGUCGUAUUUGUUGUUUCAACAAUUUCUCAAUGGCUAUGAGCACAUUAUGCCAGUUAUAUGUCAGGUCAAUUUCGCGUUCUCGCUUCCGAAAUUCGCCGAGGAGAACGGCUUUCGCGAGUCGCUUCUCAAACUCAAAUCCGACGGCAAAUAUGUGGUGAUCGCGGCGAGCAAAGAUCGCACCGACAUGCACCUCAAUCUAUUCUUCGUCAACAUGCGACACUCGUACUGCCGCGAUCGAUACCUUCGAUAUUUCUCGUAUUAUUGA